GAAAGAGUAUUAGCUAAUGAGAUCCAUAAUUAUGACACUGAGCAGGUGGAACAUAAUGUUGAGCAAACUGAAUUAGAUCAUGAAUUAAAAAAAAAAAAAAAAACAUGAUUCAAAAUAGAGCAGCAGCAAGAAUGGGACUUGAAUUACAAGCUGAAAGAAUGCUUCGUUCAUCAAAACAAAAGUUUACACCAGCUAAACCUGGUGAUACUGUUCGUAUCCGAGUCCCUGAUGUUGACCAAGGGCGUAUGGAUCCACAAAACAUAUUAGCAGUUGUCGUAGCUGUCGAUAAUGAAUUUUACACACUAGGAACAAAAGAGAGUGUAUUAAAUCAAUUAUACACCCGUAAUAAAUUUGCUGUAUGUAAAGAAAAUAUAUUAACUCCUGAAGAAGUUGCUACUGACCAAUCCGUGUCCUUACGGAAAGCGUCCACUUCAAUUUCUCAAACAGGUGGACAGGGGUACUUGAGAUGCAAUUAUAAGGCAAAGUAUUCAUCUUUUUUUACAAAAUGUCAACAUUCACCAAAAACAGAUUGUGCAUGUCAACAUUCACCAGUGAAUGUCUACAUCUAG
Messenger RNA from Myzus persicae (green peach aphid), 569 nucleotides. RefSeq lists its product as uncharacterized. The coding region runs from base 105 to 569 and encodes 154 amino acids. NCBI's taxonomy places the organism in Eukaryota, Metazoa, Arthropoda, Insecta, Hemiptera, Aphididae. The record is from RefSeq and is a predicted model, not a curated record. The transcript has 3 exons.